AUGUACUAUUUCAAUGGAAAUGAGGAAUGGAAAUUCAAUGGAAAAGAGGAGAAUAGAAACGGAAAAAUGACCAUCAAGAUUUUUAAGUAGUAGAAAUUUUCAAGUUUGUAAAUUUCAUCACUCUAACUGAAUCAAGAAUAUAAAUAGUUAUUAUCAUUACAAGAAUAACAGGAAAUAUGUACUUUAUAUUAUUUAAAGAAUGGGAUAUAGAUUUUCGUUUGAGACCUUUGCUUAUUUGAAUUGAGUCAGUAGUACAUACACAGUGUCUUACAACUGAACUAACAAUUUUUUAGAUAAAAAAAGUUCUUGGGUAAGCAUAUCAAAUCAAUUUGAAGUCCUUGCAACAUUUUACUUACAAUUUUUCAUAAAUUUGUAUUAUUGAAUUUUAUCAAAGUUUCAUUGUAAUUUUUUAGCUUCAAAAGUUAUUAUCUUUUUUAACUUUGUUUAUAGUUUUAUGAAGCUCAAAGGGAUUGAAGUAAUAAUAUACUUUAUUUAUAAAGUAAAGCAAAUUAGUAAGAAGAAUUGAAUUAAGAAGUCGUAUAAAUACGUAAGUAAAAAAGGAGUAGUAUAAUAAAUAUGUAAAUAAAUGUAAAUUAAACGAAUGAUGAAUAUUUCUGUUUCGAUUACAGAGAACGGGCUUCUACAAUUAUUCUAAUAUUCCAUUUGAUUGUUUUGAAACAUUUUUUUUGUAAAAAAUAAUAACUCGUUUGAUUUCACCUUUCUCAGUAACAUUUCCGUAAUUUUAUUUACGCAUAAGUUAUUUUACUGGUUGAUUCCUUAAUUUAAUUAGAUUUAAGUGAUAUUAAGAUCUCAUUGGUUAAGGUAAUUUUUGAUUUUAUUAGAAAUCAAUUUAAAUACCUUCUUACCUCUCUAUUGUGUUCUUGUGCGACUUUAGGGGUGAAAAGCAACUGGUUUAUAAAACCCAAAAACAUAAGGAUGUAGAAUCCUAGAUGCGUUAACACUGCAGUGAUAAACGGUAUCCUUUCGAACGAUUCCUUUGACCUUGACUUUACCGGCUCCGCUCUCGUUCUUUCUUCUGGAAACUAAAUGCACGCACAACUUUGAAAAUACUUUCACUGAUAAUUAGACAAAUCAUAAAAAUUCAUAUCUCUAUGGAUAUAAUUAAAAAAGUGAGUAUUCCUUCAAUCUAAAUAAAGAUUUAUUAUUAUAAGUUUAUUUAUUAUUAUACGUAGACUUCGAUUAUUUACGCAAAUAUAUAUUUUCUUAUAUCGUGUACUAUUUCUGAACACAUUCAAUACAUAUUUCGUUAUUAGUUUUCUUUGAAAUACAUAGUACAUGAGUCAUAAUACAUGGAUGAUUUACAGUUAUAACUUCCUGUUAUAGGGAUCGUAUAAUCAAUUUAUGGUAAGAUUAUAUAACAUAAUUUGUAUUCAUGAUUAGUAACAGUUUCAGAAAUACAAACAAUAACACUGAUUGUAUUGAGACUGUUAGUUCAAUACUUGUUUUCUUAGAGUAUGUAUUGAUUGCCAAUAUUGAUUCUAAUUGUAAGCAAAUUAUAAUUGACAAAUAGAUUAUGAAAUUAGAAAUUACGAAUUUUCAUUAUUCAAUGAGAAUGUUAUUCACCAGUCAUGCAAUAAGCAUAUUAGAUGACAGAUACAUGGAAAAUAUCUUUCAGAUAAUAAAUAAUAUUUAACAGUUGAGAAGCAAGUAUGAGUGAUCAAUAUUUGUCAAACACAAAUCAGUAUAGUUUGACGGUAUUGUAUCUAAAAAUUUUUGUAGAAUUUUUAUUACUUGUAUAUUUAAGAUAUUUAAAGAUAUAUUGUAGAACAUACAUGUCUGAAUCACUUUACUUUAAACUUUAGAUGAAAUUACAGACAACGUCAUUUUUAUAUUAUAUUAUUAUAAUAUAAUGUCUGGAUCAUUUUAUAAUAUAUUUUAUAAUCAUUAAUAUGAUAUAAUGUCUGGAUCACUUUACUUUAAACAGACAACGUCAUUUUUAUAUUAUAUUAUUAUAAUAUAAUGUCUGGAUCAUUUUAUAAUAUAUUUUAUAAUCAUUAUUAUAAUAUAAUGUCUGGAUCACUUUACUUUAAACUUUAGAUGAAAUUACAGACGUCAUUUUUAUAUUAUAUUAUUAAUAUAUGCAAUAGCUGUAAACUUAGCUCAUCAUUAAUUUACUACAGAUAAUGUCAUUUUCAUGUUAUAUUAAUAAUAUGUGUAAAUAGCUAUAAACUGCAUCGUUAAUUUAGCUGUGUGAAAAUAAAGCAUGAAUAUUUCAUUUCCUCGGUUGCAAAUAGGUAAAAAAAAAAAACAAAUUAUCAUUAGAUUUAAAUAAUUUGAAUAAUAUGAUCAAAUAGAUAUUAUAAAAGAUAUGGAUAUUAUGGAUCUAUAAUGGAUAUUAUGGAUGAAAUGUGA
Molecule: messenger RNA, 2373 nt
Organism: Heterotrigona itama
Lineage: Eukaryota; Metazoa; Arthropoda; Insecta; Hymenoptera; Apidae
Source: the annotation of a GenBank genome assembly